Linum trigynum is the source of this 4662-nucleotide messenger RNA. The record is from the annotation of a GenBank genome assembly. NCBI's taxonomy places the organism in Eukaryota, Viridiplantae, Streptophyta, Magnoliopsida, Malpighiales, Linaceae.
UUGAUCAUGACCUCUUAAGAACCAAUAGAAAACGGACAAUCAUAAACCAAUUAAUCACCCCAAUACAAGAGCUGAAACACUUACCAAGGUUCAAAAGGGAAAUGCUGGAGUAUUUGUUAUGUUCUAGUCAAGCACCGAAUUUGAGUAGUUCUCAGCCACAGCUAAUCAACAAAAUUCAUCCAUAUAUACUUGAUAUUAAGCGUCAAUCUAUCACCCCUGCAUGAAUAUAAAAGACAAAAGGCUGUGUUAUGAAGAAUAAAACGAAACCAGAAGACAAUGAUAAUUACUCUUCCCCAGAUAACAACUUCAACAUUUCAAACUCAAUACCGCUAGGAAGAAUUUGAGACCACUAUCAAUUGAUGACUCCAAUUCAUUAGUCACACAAAGUAUCAGCACUCUCAUACCUUUCCAACAACAACAAUACAAAUUUAGAAACGAAUUAAGGAGAAUUCCUCCAUUUUCUCCUAACACCACUAGAUCCGUAGCAAGUAAUUAGGAAGGAGCCAAAAGCAUAACAACAAUUGAACGAAGAACUAGAUAAUAAAGCGAAUCUAAAAAGGAAAACAUCAAAAGAACGAGAAAAGAACUUGGAAUUCAAAUUCAAGCUGCUAAAUCUAACAUCCGUCUUGCCAACUUCAUCGAUCCUAUUUCCUAGCGAUGGAGACAAAGUAGCAAACGAAGAAACCAACAUUUAUCAAUCAUCAUAGAGAGAGCUCACGCGGGCUCGAGACAGAGAGAGACAGAGAGCGAGAGACAGAGACAGACAGUGCGAGAGAGUGAGAAAGAACCGUAUCAUAGAGUCGAAGAAUCAGAGAAUUUCCACCGCCUUUCGCCAGAUCGAGAGAGAGCGGUGGGAGAAUUGCCACUGAUUCCACGAGAGUGAGCGAGCGUCACCGAAUCUCGAGAGAGAGAGAGAGGUCGGAGAAUCGCCACUGAUUCCACGGGAGUGAGCGAGAGAGAGAAAUUUUUGUUUUCAUUUGGCGGAGGAGCUGAAAAUUGGGGCUUUUGUUCGAUAGAGAGGUGACGGGUAGUUUGUUGUCGCCGUGGAGAGUUUCCCGAUUUGUGGAGAUAUUAGUUAAAUUAGUAGCAGGGGUUUAUGAACCCCUGAAACAAACCCUUGAGACAGUAAGUUCCGAAAAAACUAGCAGGGGUUUAAUGCACCCAUGGUACACAACCCUCGGCAAAACUCUUUUUUUUUUGUAGUGGCUAAUAUCUUGGAAAAAUAUUAUAAAUUCACUUGUUGUAGUUUGAGUUUGAAAAAACAAAAAACAAAAAAUGUCGUUAAUCUCUGUGAAUCAUAUCUAGGAUACUGUAAUUACGAAAGAACAUGUUAUUCAUAACAUUACAAAUCAUUUGUUGUUAAUAGGUUAAAAAGAUAAAUUAUAUAAUUAUAAACUAAAACAAAAGUCCAAUUAGAAUAAACGAGCUCUUAUGGAGACUUUGAUACCAUGCUAAAUUUCGGAUUAGAGUACUUCAUAGGUUUUGGCAAAAAAGAUAUUUGGAUUAGAAGAAGAAAUAUGGCAAGCAGAACACUAUAAUAUUUCCCGUUUGUAUACCUAACUAAUCAAAUUAUUAUUUGCUACCUAAUCUAUAAAAUACAAGAAUCUAUCCAAAUACUUACGUCACAAAUUACAUUUUGAUACCUACACUCAAACACAAAGCAUGGAAUCAAUUAAACUUCUUCAUUCAAUGUGAUCGAAACACAAUUUCACUACUAAAUUUAUUUAUUCAAACGAAUAUUGAUCCUAUCACGAAAGCCUUGAAUCACCUCUCGUUGUAAAGAGCCAACCAGGCUGACGGGAAUUUACCUCGAAGAGAGCUAAGUUCCCUCGCAAUUGAAAUAGUUAAUCUCUUAAUUAUGUAGCUAUUUAGGACUAAUUAGGAAAGCAAAAAUGACAACCCGAAGACCUGCAGUGCUCGAGUCUCAGGGUCUACCUAAGCUAAAUUUCCACAGGCGGGAGAGGUACGUAGAAGACGCGGAAUUGGUCCAUAUUCAUUUGUUCUUGCAUGUGUAGACUUUUUUUGACAUGGUAUUGUUAAUUGUUAUAUGCUCUCACCAAUAUUAUAUAUCCAUCCACUAUACAGUUAAUUUAUAAUAAAUGUAAGUAGAAGUAUAUCAAAAUGUAAGAAAAAGUAUGUAAGUUAUAAUAAAUGUACAUUUAUUAUAAAAGUAUAUGUAAAAUAUAUAAUAAAUUCAGAAAAAAAAAAUUAGAAAACAAAUUAUAUACGUAUAAAUUACUCUUAAUUAUAUUGAUCUCGUCAUUUUUGGCUACCCUCCUUAAGCCGACAGAGGUCUCCAUCUCCCCCUGCCCAUUCAACACGCUGAACUUGAAAUAUUCAUCUUAAAUCUUGGCUCUUGGGCAUUGUUAUUCUUCGAGAAGAGAAGGUAUGGGUAUCAAAUUAUUCUUUUAGUUAACUCUCGAUUACGUUUUAAGUCAAGUCGUCUCACAAGUGGGGAAGAAGAGAUUCAAGGUAGGUAUCAAAUUGUUCUUGCUAGCUUCCCGACGAGUACUAUAAAUGCACCAUACAUCAAACAGUUUAGCAUCACUUCAAAAUCAAACCCCAAAUACUUACUUGCUAGCCAAGCCAUGGAGCCCAAAUCAUCAGCCUCAUUCGCACUAGCCCUUUGCCUCCUCCUUCUCCCACUACUUUCCCACGCUCACGGCCAUCACAACUCAACAUCACCACCAUCUCCAUCUCCAUUUGCCUUCCUCCAGCACCUCAAAGGCUGCCACAGGGGCGACAAGCUCAAAGACAUCCCCAAGCUCAAAUCCUACCUCCACAAGUUCGGAUACCUCGACUACACCAACCAAACCUCCCCUUCCAACCACUCCACCGACCGCUACUUCGACCACCGCCUCGAGAAAGCCCUCAAGACUUACCAGGCCAACUACCACCUCAACGCCACGGGGGCUCUCGACUCCGCCACCGUGGCCUCGAUGAUGUCCCCGCGCUGUGGCGUGGCUGACAUCAUCAACGGGACCAACUACAUGCAGAACCGACGCCGCGGUCACAGCCACAGGCUGCACGCGGUGGCUCACUUCUCUUUCUUUGAAGGGAGACCCAGGUGGAGAGCCUCGAAGACGAGGCUCUCCUACUUCAUCCUCCCGGGGACCCCAGAUGCAGCGGUGGGUCCAAUAUCGCGUGCUUUCCAGACCUGGGCCGAGAACACGCGAUUUGAGUUCCAGAGGACCGGAGGGGACCCCGGGAGCACCGUGGACAUCACGGUGGGGUUCCACCGUAGGGCCCACGGGGACGGGGCGGAUUUCGACGGAGAAGGUGGCGUGUUGGCUCACGCGUUUGCGCCGGAGAACGGGAGGUUUCACUACGACGGGGACGAGAGGUGGGGGAUCAGGAACCCUGGGGCGUUUGACUUGGAGACGGUGGCGUUGCAUGAGAUCGGCCAUCUCUUGGGGCUCGGCCACAGCGACGUCCGGGAGGCGGUUAUGUUCUCCGGUAUCGGCGUUGGUCAGGUUAAGGGUUUGCAUGGGGAUGACAUUGAAGGGAUUAGGGUUUUAUAUAGCGGGUAGCUAAUUAAAUGUAGUAACCGAUCUUAUUACGAUCGAAUAAUAUAGUUAUACAAAUAUACGUUGAGGGUAAUACGCUGGGUCUGGGAUAUACUCCUAUAAAUAAAUGGUUUUGUACGUAGAAGAUGUGUCUAUAUAUACGUGCAAAAAUCAAGAGGAAAAGGAUGAUGUUACUUAUUAUCACUCUAUUUAGCAGUGAUUUUCUAUAGCUUUUUGGAUGUAUUUACUGGAUAUCAUAUCAUUUGUCAGCAUGACAUAUGAAACUAUGAAUUGAUUAAGCAUAAUGUCGAUUGCUUUUGUAUUAAUUCAUAAUUUGUUUGCACUUAAAUUAAUAUAGUAAAAGAAUGAGCAUAUACAAGAUUUAUACUUGAACCUCUUAUAAUUACCGAUAUAAGAUUUAUGAUUUUGGGCUAUCAAUCAUACACCAUUUUCUCAUAUACACCUAACAAUAAUAAUAAUAAUAAUUCAUAUCAAAGGCUCAAACUACUCCUUACAAGAAACUUACAAUUCCGACUAUGGAAAUUAUUGGAGAAGUUCAACGGGAAAAAUUCUUAUCCAUGAGAAAAGAAGUUGUCUUUUCUUCUGACUACUCUCAGGGUGAAGUAUGUGAUAAGUACUCCACAUCUAUAAGGUACAAUUUGACAAACCAUGAUUGCUAUCUAGCUUGGCUAAUUGAUGUACGUAAGGUAUUCGAAGGAAUGUGAUCAAUUUUAUAUAUAUCGGACAGAAUAUACCCUAAUAUAAAUAAUAUAUAAAAACACUCAAAUAAGCUCCAACCAUUAGAGUGUUUAAUUGCACAACAUCAAAAUUUCUCCAAGUAUCAAAUGUUACCCUGGCAAACCAAGGCUCUUAAUACGUUAAUUUCUCUAAUCAAUUUCUAGUGUUUAAAAUCUCUAAAUCAACUAAUUGAGAAAACCAAAUCUCAUAUUCAAUCUUAGGCCGUUAAUUAGUUUAUCUCGUCAUUUUGAACUUACAUACAACUAAUUAAACAGGUGAUUGAGCAUCACUACUACAGUCCGGUUCACCAAUUCCGUCACCUUCUUCAACAAUACUGGGAGGUUAUAAAAUCUUCCAUAUUUACCGGGAAUGCAAAAAAAAAAACCCGCUGAUUUCUUAAUAAAGGUAAUCAUGUAAA